AUUGGGUUAACAAAUAAUACCCAAAAUUGGUGUUCUGGUGACUUACAUACCUUUAAUUUCCUAACCUUAUCAUUUUAUCAUUGGCUUAGUUGGGAUUGGGUCAGUUUAUCUCUUAAUCGUUACGAUUAAUGUAUCGUCGAUAACGAUAAGUAUUCUUUAACUAAAUAUUCAACACUAUCGCAUCAGGCUUCUGAUAUGAUAAUUAGCAAAAUUAAUCAAAUACCAAUAGUAUAAUAAUGUAUAUGUGAUUCUUGCGGUGAAGAUUUAUUAGCAGUAGCACAAUGUAUUUGUUAUGGCUGUUCCUGCUAGCAAGCGUCAGUGCCGAAGUCGUGCCGGACCCGCGGGUAGUGGAGCCCCCACUGCGCUACGACAUGCCGCCACCCCCAGAGGCGGCGCGCAUGAGCACGCGCAACGUCUUCCAGAACUACAUCCGGAUGCCGCUGGACCACUUUAAUCCACAGAACUCGGACACGUUUUUGAUGCGCUACAUGUUCAACGAGCAAUUCUUCGCCGGCCCCGGCUCACCAGUCUUCAUCCUCGUGGGUGGCGAAUGGAACAUCGCGGCGGGGUGGCUGCUGGCUGGCAACAUGUUCGAGAUGGCUCGCGAAAACGGCGGUUAUCAGGUGUACACUGAACACCGAUAUUAUGGAGAGACUGUGCCUUACACAAACUUCACCACCGAAAACCUGCGUUUCCUAAACGUCGACCAAGCCCUGGCCGACCUCGCGUACUUCAUCCAGAACAUGAAGCAAGCGCCACAAUUCGCCGACAGCAAGUUCAUUCUCUACGGAGGUUCCUAUGCUGCCAAUAUGGCGCUUUGGUUCAAACAGCGGUACCCGCACUUGGUCGAGGGGGUGGUAGCGUCUAGUGGCCCGAUUAAAGGAGAAGUUGAUUUCACUGGUUAUUUGGAAGUAGUGCACGACGCGUUUUACGCGGAAGGCGGCGAGCAGUGCAUAUCGACCAUCAGACAAGGCAUAUUGGACACCGUGGAAGCGUUGAAGACCGAAGAGGGCCGGCGUGAAUUAGAACAGGCCUAUAGGUUAUGCUCGCCACUUUUGGACUACGAUGACGUUUACGAACUAGGGUACUUCUCCGGUCUGAUCAGCUGGAGGUUCUCCGGUAGCGUACAGUCGGCACGGCCCGGCGACCUUCAAGCCAUUUGCAACAACUUUGCCGGAAAUAUUUACGGCACCACACCGAUGCAGAAGAUUGGCGGCUACAUCGCCCAAACCGCUGGUUUGCAAACUUGCUGGACUAUGCAAUACUCUCAACUGAUUGCUACUUACAGUAACCCUCGAUCAAACUCUCGAGCUUGGUACUACCAGACCUGUACAGAAUAUGGGUACUACCAAACCGCACCCAGGAGUGGCACAGUAUUUGAUCCCUUAAUAUGGCUUACCGUCGAUUUCUACGUCGACAUUUGCAAGAAGGCUUUCACAGAGAGAUUCGACGAGGAGUUCGUUUACGAUGCAGUGGAGAGAGUGAACCUGAUGUUUGGCGGCCUAGAGCCAAACGUGAACAACACCAUCAACAUCCACGGCACCUACGACCCGUGGCACGCUCUGGGCGUGUACGAACACGAUCUCAAGGAAAACUCACCCACGAUCACAGUGCCUCGGGCAUCUCACUGCUUCGACAUGCAGAACUGGCUGACCACCGACACAAUCAGAAUGACGCAGACGAAGCAAGAAGCGCGGCGCAUCGUGGCUUCCUGGCUCAACUAGAAGCGUUCAUGGCGCAGCUGACCGCCAGAUAUUCCAUCGUGUCGCAAGUCUAGCGACUUGACCACAAAAAUCACAUUAUUGGAUAGUUAAUCACAGGCAUAUUGAUUGUAUGUUGCUCCAUUGCCAGCAUUCAGAUUUGUUAUAUCCUAAAGUGCGAUAUAAAAAUAUAAAAUCUCUACAUACACUGUUAGUAGUUGCCUACAUUUCGGUAAUCUCUUUGUGCUUGAUAAGUUUAUAUUAUGAGAUUAUGAUGAACAUAGUAUUUGGCGGCAUGUUGUAAAUCUAUAAAGGCUAGUACUAGCCUUAUUCGGAUUUUGUUAACCCCUUACCGCAUGUAAUCAUAUCCGCCAUAUAUGGCUUUGUAUGCGGUAAGAAUAUGAAAGGAAGGAAAAUGGAAUAGGUUUAAAACUAUUUGUUAAUCACAAUCUAGAAAUAUAACGCUUUUAUGUGUAAUAUCUUAAUUCCAAUGAGUGAUUAUGAUUACAUUUUCACGCUCAA
Molecule: messenger RNA, 2222 nt
Organism: Cydia pomonella (codling moth)
Lineage: Eukaryota; Metazoa; Arthropoda; Insecta; Lepidoptera; Tortricidae
Product: putative serine protease K12H4.7
Exons: 10
Coding region: 282-1724 (480 amino acids)
Biological process (GO): proteolysis
Molecular function (GO): dipeptidyl-peptidase activity; serine-type exopeptidase activity
Source: RefSeq, a predicted model, not a curated record